AUGACGGUCACCACCGGUCCGCCGCAACAAAUCUCGGCCCGAAGCCCUCAAAAGCCCGCCGAACACGAACUGUCUUACUUCUCGUCGGCCCUCGAGGCCCUGAGAAAGCCCGCUCUGACGGCUCUAAACCUCUCCUCUUUGGGCCUGAAGAAGCCCGGCCCGGACCGAGACCCCGCCGGCGAUAUCCUCGAGGUCGCGCGGCGGCCGGAGAACGCGCGGUGGGUCCGUGGCGUGCGGCGGAGGAUUCACGAAAAUCCGGAGCUGGCCUUUGAGGAGCACGAGACGAGCGCGCUCGUCCGCCGUGAGCUGGACGGGCUCGGGGUGGCGUACCGGUUUCCGGUGGCGGGGACGGGGGUCCGGGCGGCGGUGGGGACCGGCGAGCCGCCGUUCGUGGCCCUCAGGGCCGAUAUGGAUGCUCUGCCUAUUCAG
Molecule: messenger RNA, 429 nt
Organism: Striga asiatica
Lineage: Eukaryota; Viridiplantae; Streptophyta; Magnoliopsida; Lamiales; Orobanchaceae
Source: the annotation of a GenBank genome assembly